Molecule: messenger RNA, 2399 nt
Organism: Anopheles aquasalis
Lineage: Eukaryota; Metazoa; Arthropoda; Insecta; Diptera; Culicidae
Product: protein-glucosylgalactosylhydroxylysine glucosidase-like
Biological process (GO): carbohydrate metabolic process
Molecular function (GO): hydrolase activity, hydrolyzing O-glycosyl compounds
Source: RefSeq, a predicted model, not a curated record
UUUAGUUCAAUUGGUCACCUGUGGCGAUGACAAUUACUGGCGUGAUCUACGGCGCUGCCUUGGGAGUGCUACUCCUGGGUGCGACAAGUCCUUCUCUAGCUCAAUCCAGCGAUGGCAACUAUAAGUUCACUACAAAUCAGCUCCCGGAUGCGUCGGUGAUGCCAACGCUUGCCAACGGACAGAUCGGUUUCGUCGCCUACAGCGGUUACGUGCACCUGAACGGAGUGUACAACGGUGUCGGAGGAAAGUCGCACCGUGCCCGGGUGCGGAACUACGGUAACAUCCAGCUGGCCGAUUGUGCCCAGGGAUCGGCACCUAAUGGCUGCACCUAUCAGUUGGACAUGCGAUCAGGAAAGUUUGUGGCCGUGCGUGAAGACCAAGGUUAUCGGUUAGUGCACGAGGUGUACCCUCAUCGCCACUACGAUACGGUGUUAGUGAAUCGUGUGCGAAUUCAACGUUUGGGCUCACAGGCCAUCAUCCAAACGCGCCUGGUGCAAACCCCCGGUUUGGACAGUCCGGAUUUCGUCAUGGAGCCUCGGGAUUCAUUCAUCAUGUCUGGCAUUCAGUACUACCAGGAGUGUGGUCUUACCGUGCAAAUGGAGCAUCCCUCGUUCCAAUCGUUCGGCCACAACGUGUGCAUUACGUUCCAGUCAGUGCCGGACCAGCUGCAAAUCACACCUGACGUCAUGGCACAGGAGUUCCUAAUCUAUACCGUGUUCAGUACAACAGCGGACGAAGGAAGGCAGCAGAUCGCGAUCCUGCAAGGGCUGCCCGAGCUGGCAAUAGACCUAUUGCAUGAUCGCGAGAUGGACAAGCUGUGGGAACGCUACGGUAUCACAGUGGAGGGUAACCAAGAGUUGGAUCGUGUAGUGAAAGCCAGUGCCUUUUAUCUGUUCAGCUCCCUUCCAGCCCACAGCGUGGCAUUGGAGGUGGAUAGAUAUCCCUUCUACGGGCUAGCCCCGGCCGGUCUCGGUCGCGGAGGUGAGGUCGAAAAAGAGUAUCAGGGACACAGCUUUUGGGACACCGAAAUCUGGAUGUAUCCCUCAAUCUUGCUAGUGGAUCCAAUCAAUGCCCUGAAGGUGUUGCGUUAUCGUAAUGUUGUCUCCAGUGGAGCACGUGCUAAUGCAGCCAUGAACGGGUUCCAAGGAGCACAGUUCCCGUGGGAGUCGGCCUUUACCGGGUCGGAAGUGACGCCCGAAUGUUGUCCAGAAGUUGUGAACUAUCAGCAUCAUAUUACGGCCGACAUUGCCUUCGCUUAUCGGCAGUACUUUUAUGCUACGGGAGAUAUGACUUGGUUCCGGAACGAAGCGUGUCCAUUGGCCCUGGAGACGGCACGAUUUUGGAGCAGUCGAGUUGAUUACAACAACGCUACGGAUCUGUUCGACAUUCACAAUGCGAUGGGCCCUGAUGAGGAUCACCCAGAUGUGACCAACAAUGCAUUUACGAACAUAAUGGCAGCGCACAAUCUGUUCUUUGGCGAGUUUGCUAGCUGCUACUGCCAGCAGCUUGCCCCGGAGAAGGACGAAGGCAAGGAGUUCCUGAAGAUUGGCCGAGGCCUGACGCUGCUGUACGAUGCGGAAGGAGACUUCCAUCCUCAAUUCGAUGGCUACCAAUCGGGUACACCCAUUAAGCAAGCCGAUACGGUGCUAUUGAUCUAUCCACUGCAGCAUCCAAUGAAUGUCUCUACAAAGAUGAACAAUUUGCGAAAGUACUCGCAAGUUACACGGGAAAAUGGUCCUGCCAUGACCUGGGCCAUCCAUACGAUCGGUCAUCUGGAGUUGAACGAGUUGAACGAGGCAGCAACCAUGUUCCAGAAGAGCUACCAACAAUACCUCCGUGCUCCGUUCAACGUGUGGAGCGAGAACGGCAACAACGAACCGGGAGCCGGCAACUUUAUCACCGGAGCUGGCGGAUUCCUGCAGGCCAUCAUCAACGGAUACGCAGGAGUACGGCUCCAUCAGGAUCGUUUGGUCAUAAGCAACUCCCGGCUGACUCCAGGAACUCGCUCUCUUCAUCUACCAACGAUCGAGUAUCAGCAGGUCCAGUUUUCGCUGACCGUACAAUCGGACCGUUUCGUCAUCAAGUUCAAAACGGAAGGACGCGCUGGGGUUCAACUGACGAUCAACAACAAGGAUGAGCCGAUUUGCAAGGAUUGUGAAUAUUCUGGAACGGAAGCUAUCAUUCGGCUAACAUCGACUCCGGAGGUCAAUGGCUGCAGGCUGCGGCCAACGGAGCUGAAUAUUCGUGUUGCAGACCAAUCUGAUUCGGCCAUCACAAACUCGGUAGCGUUCGUUACGCUCAUCGUUACCUUCCUGCUUAGUAGAUUGUUCUAGUUUUAAGUGUGUAACUGAGUUUAACGGAAACAAAACAUAAAAAAUUGAAUAAAAAUUAUAGACAAA